Messenger RNA from Onychostoma macrolepis, 4113 nucleotides. RefSeq names its product adhesion G-protein coupled receptor G2-like. Gene Ontology annotation, cellular component: membrane. Gene Ontology annotation, molecular function: G protein-coupled receptor activity. Gene Ontology annotation, biological process: adenylate cyclase-activating G protein-coupled receptor signaling pathway; cell surface receptor signaling pathway. The record is from RefSeq and is a predicted model, not a curated record. Lineage: Eukaryota; Metazoa; Chordata; Actinopteri; Cypriniformes; Cyprinidae. The transcript has 17 exons. Bases 1575 to 3719 code for a protein of 714 amino acids.
UCAUAAUUAAUGUUUCAUUUAAAAAUCCCAUUAACAGUUAAGUGAGUUGAGAAAAAAAAGUUUGAAAAUGCUUUAAGAGGACGAUAGAGUAGGAUGAUAAGAGAGUCAGCCUUCAGUACCAUAUAUUCAAAUGUAUCGAUGUCGUGGAAAUCAAGUUGUGUGAUUCGGAGGUUAUCACGGUAGAUGACAGCGAGGCCACCCCCUUUGCCAUGCAGUCUUGGCCUGGACAAAUGCUUACAUCCAUACGGCGUGAGCAUAUUUUAUUUUUUUAUUUAGUAUUUGCUGCUUAAAAAUGUAUUAAUUAUAAGAGGUUUAAUUGUACUUAUUCUAUGAUUAAUUUGACCAAAAGUCUGACUGUUUUUAGUUACAGUUUAAAAAUUAUGAAAAUUAUUUUAAUCAUAUCUGAAAUGUAUUUGAAUUAGUUGAAACAAGUUUCUCUGAUCCUUUUUUUUUUCAUGGUUUUUCCUCUUCCUGUAUUACUACAUUAACCAUGACAUCGUGGGUAAUUUCUCAGAUGAUCCAGAAAGCACUGUCUCCACCACAAUCAUCGCUUAAUCCAGAAUUAAUGCUGUAGCUAAUAUUUAUAACUAGCAUAAUUAAUACAGAAGGCAUUCUUUGUCUCAGACUUUCUUUCUCUUAGACUAAAAUGAUGUACAUAAAAAUUAUGACCCUAAAAAGGGUCAGUUUUAAUAAAAUCACUAAAAUGAAAAUAUCUGUUGAUCGUUACCAAAAUCUUGUAGAAGGAUUGAAUUGUGCUUUCAAAUCUCUGAUAUGAUCUGAUACUACUAUUGUUUAAUUUAUUGAGCAUUAUAAUCAUCCAUGUGUGAUCAUGUGCGUGCCAGUGAGACUCAAACAACACUGAACCGUAUUCCAAAAAAUUUACAUCUUCAGUAUAACAGUAAUGUCCGCACACCUGUGGAUUCAGAUAUUUGCAUGGUUAUUUCAUAAAGCAGCUUACUAAAAUCCACAAACACGGAUGUGAAACAUAUUUGGUUACUGAAAAAAACAAAACAAAAAAAAAAACAGUCAGAAUCAGUGAAUAUGUCUGUUUUAUGUUGCUCAUGAUUCUCUGUUAUAUUUCUCAGUAUUUCUCACGUGAUUCUAAUGGAGCCAAUAAAAUGUUAUUUUUUCAAUCAUGACUGACUGAUUCCAAAAUCAUUUAUUCACUUUAGUCAAACUUAUACAUAUGUAAAUGUCAGUCAUUAGGUCAUGAAAUAUCAAAGCAAAUGUUAUUUACAGUACAGAAAGGUGUUUGUUUUCUAUAUUUAUAUUGUUCUCUUUUAACAAACUUGACAUGACAUAACUUGAUAAACUGGUCUGAUUGUAACCAAAUGCUGAAAUUCUCAGUUGAAGCCCAAAUAAACAUGAUUUGCAUGUUUUCAGAUGAACUGUAUGUGAGUGUCCAGCGGCUCAUAAUCAAACAGCUUUGUCUGUGGACGCAUCAAACUCUCUCAACUCCUGGACUGUGGACUUUAUCUCAAAAAUGUAACAUGAAAAUUAUAUAAGAUUUAUUAGCUCUGUCUGAAGAAAAUAUUAAGCUUUUAUUAAUUAUCAGGUCACAGUCUCUGGGAAUUAUGUCUCUACAAAAGCAGAAUUUGCUGUGGCUGAUGAUAGUCUGCUAUGCUACGUGCCAGAUAACCUGCUCAAAUGUAAUGAUAGUUGGAGACAAUAUAACAGACGUAUGUUACUUGGAUUUGAAUAAACAAAUCUGUCCAGAUAUUAAACUGAUUUGUCCAUCAUGUGUGGCAGUGAAAAAUGAUGUUUGCACAUUGAAUGUCAAAACAAACACAUUUUCUCUAGGACACUGUGAAAAGGGUAACAAUAAAUUCAGUUUCAUCAUAAAAAACAAUGGGGGAAAUAAUUAUGAAGUAAGGAUGAACAAGACGAAUAAAAGCCACAUAGAGCUAUGGUUUAUGCCAGAUGAAACUAAUUGUCUGCUAGUCAAAAAAUCAAAAGGACAUUCAUCAGAAAAUAUUGUGACUUGCCAGCUACAGGUAAACAGCCUGAACACCGACAUCCACACCUGCAAUACACAUGGAAACUUAUACGCAGGUUGUCUAGCAAUCCCUCCUCUUGAUCCUAAGACGACAUGUAGAAAUGCUCUGUAUGGCAAUGAUGUAUGCAAUGACAAUGAAGGAAACAACUACAUUCUGAGAUUGAAUGGGAAUAACUGGAUGUGUGUGUUCUGCGAGAACAAACUAAUCUACAAUCUAACUGCAAAUCUAAAAGACAUGGUUGGAUAUACUGAUCCCUCAAUGGCAGCAGAAAUCUUGAACAAUCUGAAGUCUAAGAUAGAAGAGAUGGAAAAAAACAAUAAAAGCACAGCAGCGAUUGUCAUGGGGGAUGUUAUUGGUCUUCUUCAUGUUCAAGCCACAAACACAGAAGCCAAAGACAUAUGCUACUCUUCAGAUGAGGAUGUGAUAAACAUUGUUGAUUGUCAAAGUGACCUGAAGGCAGGUUUUCCCUGGUCUGUAAAGAUUCCCAGUGAGGCCUUUAAUAAAUCACGACGGGAAAACAAUGAAAGUGCAUUUCUUGGAAUUCUACCAUUUAAAAACAUGGGAAACAAGGAUGAAACUAAAAUUGUUUUGAACAAUGAGACUUAUGGAAUAACGAUGGGAGCCAAUAUCUCCAACCUUACCGACAAUAUUGACAUGUUCUUUACACAUAAUGAUAAGGUUGGUAAGGCGUCCUGUGUUUCUUGGGAUGGCAAAGGAGAAUUUAAUUGGACGACAUCCGGCUGUGAGACCGAAACAAUCAACAACACCAUAAAGUGCUCCUGCUCACAUCUGACAUUCUUUGCAGUGCUGAUGAUUCCUCAGUCUCAGUCAGAUCCAAACAUCACAGAGAAGGAUCUGGAAUCACUGACUUAUAUCACUUCUAUCGGCUGCGGCAUCUCCAUGUUUUUUAUGGCUGUCGCUUUAUUCAUGCACUUCCUGCUACGGAAAGCCAAAUCAAAUCAGGCCACGAAGAUCUUGAUGAACAUGUUUGUGGCUUUGUUUCUACUGAAUGCCUCGUUUUUGUCAAACGAGAGCGUCGCUAACACACAAGACAACGCUGCGUGCGUCUUCAUAGCGCUGCUCCUGCAUUACUCCAUGCUGGCCUCAUUCACCUGGUUCUUCAUUCAAGCUCUUCAUAUGUACUUAUGGCUCCUCAGACAGAACGUCACCAUCACAAACUACACGAGGAAGAUCACCGUGUUGGGCUGGGCAUUUCCAGCUCCAAUAGUCAUAACUAUUGCUUCUGUAGGAGAAUAUAAAACAGUGAUCAUAAAAACAACGUCUGAAAAAACUUCACGAAUGUGCUGGAUUACAAAUCCUUACAUUCACUACACAGUGAAUAUUGGCUACUACGCUUUAGUGUUCAUCUUCACGAUAGGAAUCUUCAUCACUAUCUUAACUAGGAUUGUUCAGGUCAGACGCUUAAGAGCGACUGACGGCAAGAGAAAGACGUUCAGAAAGCAGCUGAUGAUGGUGUUGAGUUUGUUCCUGCUCUUCGGUCUGACGUGGUCUGUGGCGUUCUUCAGUUAUGGACCGAUGCGCAUUCCCUCAUAUUACAUAUUCACUGUGUUGAACUCAUUACAGGGGUUUUUUCUCUUCCUGUAUUACUACCACAUUCAUAAUGACGUUGCUGGUCAUUUCUCUGAUGAUCCAAGAAGCUCUGGCUCCACCACAACCAUGGUUCCACCCAACACGAAUGGUCUGGAAAAUGUCUAUAAUUAGCCUAAUUAAGACAGAAAACAACACUGUCUCUUAGUUGCUGAUAAGUUAACAGCAGAUUUCCAGAAUAGUACAGUCAUGUGUACUACAAUAUGCAUGCUCAAUAAUCUUUUGUAUGGUGAUGGGACUGUAACUCAUAAUGGGAUCAUAAGCGGGAUCAUUAGCUUUUAAGACAUUUUAAACAAAGUUAAUUUAACAUGUACAUGAACUUUGUAACUGAAAGCUACUUUACAAGUCAUAUAUUUUCUUGUAUCUGUGAAUUUACGGUAACUGUAACUAUAGUUCUGAAAUAUAUAUUGUUUGACUUAUGAAUGUUAAACUGUGUAAUGAACAUGAUUUCAUUCAUUAUUAGAUGUUGAUUUAAGAGUAAAGAUGUCAAAUAAAAGGGUUUUGGUUC